Molecule: messenger RNA, 1436 nt
Organism: Gossypium arboreum
Lineage: Eukaryota; Viridiplantae; Streptophyta; Magnoliopsida; Malvales; Malvaceae
Product: glyceraldehyde-3-phosphate dehydrogenase, cytosolic-like
Exons: 12
Coding region: 145-1167 (340 amino acids)
Biological process (GO): glucose metabolic process
Molecular function (GO): NAD binding; oxidoreductase activity, acting on the aldehyde or oxo group of donors, NAD or NADP as acceptor; NADP binding
Source: RefSeq, a predicted model, not a curated record
CAUAAUCUUUAAACUAAACUAUUAACUAAACUAGACUCUUCGUCUAAUUUAAAAAUCGUCUACGCCAUUUCUGUAUUCCACUGCUCUGCUCACUCAGCCUUUGAACAACACUCCUCUCUCUCUGUUCUAUCCCUCUCUAUACACAUGGCAAAGGUGAAGAUCGGUAUCAACGGAUUCGGUAGGAUCGGUAGGUUGGUGGCUCGAGUUGCUUUACAAAGAGACGAUGUUGAACUCGUCGCUGUUAACGAUCCUUUUAUCACUACUGAUUACAUGACAUAUAUGUUCAAGUACGACAGUGUUCACGGGCAAUGGAAGCAUCAUGAACUCAAAGUCAAGGAUUCGAAGACCCUUCUGUUUGGCGAGAAGCCAGUCACUGUUUUCGGUAUUAGGAACCCAGAGGAGAUUCCAUGGGGCGAGACCGGAGCUGAAUACAUUGUUGAAUCAACUGGAGUGUUCACUGACAAAGACAAGGCAGCUGCCCACUUGAAGGGUGGUGCUAAGAAAGUAAUUAUAUCUGCCCCAAGCAAGGAUGCUCCCAUGUUUGUCAUGGGUGUUAAUGAGAAGGAUUACAAGCCGGAAUAUGACAUUAUUUCCAAUGCUAGCUGCACUACCAACUGUCUUGCUCCCCUUGCUAAGGUUAUUCAUGACAAAUUCGGCAUCAUUGAGGGACUUAUGACAACGGUUCAUUCUAUUACGGCUACUCAAAAAACUGUGGAUGGUCCAUCAAUGAAGGACUGGAGAGGAGGAAGAGCUGCUUCGUUCAACAUCAUUCCUAGCAGUACUGGAGCUGCUAAGGCUGUUGGAAAAGUGCUUCCUGCCUUGAAUGGAAAAUUAACUGGAAUGGCUUUCCGUGUUCCCACCGUUGAUGUUUCAGUGGUUGACCUCACAGUAAGACUAGAGAAAGCAGCCUCUUAUGAUGAAAUCAAAGCUGCUAUUAAGGCGGCGUCCGAGGGAGAAUUAAAGGGAAUCUUGGGUUACACUGAUGAAGAUUUGGUUUCCACUGACUUCGUCGGUGACAGCAGGUCGAGUAUCUUUGAUGCAAAAGCCGGAAUAGCUCUGAAUAAAAAUUUUGCCAAGCUUGUCUCUUGGUACGACAAUGAAUGGGGCUACAGCACCCGUGUUGUUGACCUUAUCAUUCACGUGGAUGCUGUUUUGAAAGCUAAGUAAGUUGGUCGGCUGGAUUGUCUCGGCAGCUGUAUGUAAUUUCACGGAUCGAUCCUUACCUUGUUCCGUAUCUAUGGUGGAGGCCAUGAGUUUAAAGAAAUAAGCCUUGUUUAGAGUCUUAUGUCAAUAGUUUUUACCUCUUUAUCUGUUUAAAUGAAACGAUAUCUGAGUUUCUCCUACGUUUAAUCCUUCCGUUGUCGAGGAAAUUUACUCUAUAAUUCUCCAGGUAUAAUCUUGCUAUACUAGUUUGAAUAAUAUUUUUCCUUUUGAAA